Ctenocephalides felis (cat flea) is the source of this 2773-nucleotide messenger RNA. RefSeq names its product hemicentin-1. Gene Ontology annotation, biological process: cell-cell adhesion. The record is from RefSeq and is a predicted model, not a curated record. Lineage: Eukaryota; Metazoa; Arthropoda; Insecta; Siphonaptera; Pulicidae. The transcript has 20 exons. The coding region runs from base 1 to 2337 and encodes 778 amino acids. Gene Ontology annotation, cellular component: cell-cell junction. Gene Ontology annotation, molecular function: cell adhesion molecule binding.
AUGUGGUCUGGAUUGCAAGCCCUUCAAAGAUUUGAAAAGCAACCUUCAUAUACUGAAGUCAAUCCUGGUCAAGAUGCAUUACUUACGUGUAAAGUUCUCAAUCGCAGAGGAUCUUGUUCCUGGCAAAAAGAUAAUAAGCCCGUGGGCAUCUACCCAAAGAAAUACGAGUGGGCGGCCGGCGAUAACGCGGGCGCCCGAAGUGCCUCCGGCGGCGGCGGCGGCGAUUGUUCGCUCUGGGUGCGAGCCGCCACACUGGAGUUUGAUGACGGUCAGUGGGAAUGUCAAGUCACCGCCAGCGAUUUUACGACCCAAGACGCACUGACCAGCAGUCCUGUUAGAUUGGUCGUUAGAGUUGCACCUCAACGUCCCCGCAUCGAGUACAACACGACGCACGUGCUUCCAGGCCAUAACAUCAGCGUCAAGACCGGAGAACGUGCCACCGUGAAAUGCGUAUCGCAUUACGGGAACCCGCCGAGUAGGCUAAAGUGGUUUCUUGGUCAACGAGAAUUAAUGCCAGUGUCUCCACAAAGCAAUAACACUGAACCAGACAAUCCUCGCACCUGGUCUGCAACUUCUGUGGUCGAAGUGAAUGCAGACCGAGCUUUGCAUGGGCAAAUUUUGAGAUGUGUUGCCUUACACGAAUCCUAUCCUGCUAAAUCUCAGGAUAUCGAAGCCAGAUUGGAUGUCAGAUAUGCUCCAACAAUUCGCCUAGUCGGUGCACCAACUGGUGACUUGGAAGAAGGACGCGAUGCGUUAGUAAUGCGCUGUGUGGCCGACGCCAAUCCUCCGGCAAGUGUCGUGUGGCGUCGGGCUGGCCGCAGCGACAUUGCAUCUCUUGAGGAAUCUCUGCAGCUGCGGCCAGUUGGGCGCAGGGAUGCUGGCAUGUACACUUGUCAAGCUCAGAACGCAGUUGGUGCCAGCGAGUCUCUUAGUGUACAACUGGAUGUUAAAUAUCCUCCAAGAAUUUUGUCAGUUGGCCCAGAUCGUUUGACUACUGCACCAUUAUUCUCACCAGCUGCUUUUGAAUGUGUUGCUGAAGGAAAUCCACCUCCAAGUUAUCAGUGGCUCCAAAGAAUGCAACACAUCUCAAAAUUUGUCCGUCGCGGUCGUGAUGCUCGGCUCGUGAUUGACAAUGUCACGUACGAUCAUCAAGGCGAAUACGUAUGCAAAGUCAGCAACGUUAUCGGAGGAUCGCAGAGGGCGGUGCAGAGCGAGCCUAUUGCCGUACAGGUCGUCGGUGCGCCUCAAGUUCUGCGACAUGGUCCGCCACCAGCUCAUGAAGUUUGGGCAAGAAGAGGCCAAAGUGCUUCUUUGUCCUUGGUGGUAUGCGCUGAUCCAAGGCCGAGGCACGUUGCUUGGGAAUGGGGUUCUCUGAGGCUGGAAGCUGGUGCUGGGAUAGGGCGAUAUCACGUAGAUGAAAUGGUUCAAGAUUCGCGAGAGGACUGUUACAAAUCCACACUUCAUGUGAAUGGUGUCGAUUCAGCGGAUUCGAGACCCUAUUAUUUGGUCGUUGAAAAUGAACGAGGAGCGGACAGGCAUGCUGUCACGCUUAGAGUGGACGGUGAGUUUACAGAGCCUUUAGCCAUGAGCGUGCUGUUGGGCGUUGCAGGGGGCUGCCUGGCCGGUCUAAUACUCCUGGUCUGCCUUUGCGUGUGGGCUAUGCGCUCCGAAAAGUGCUGUUUCCGCAAAAGAAGAGAUAUGAAAGCAGGGGAACUUGAUAGGUUGCGUGAUAUAUUAAAGUUGUUAACUUCUCGAAAAUGUUUACUUCUCCUUUCGACCGGUCGAUAUCACGUAGAUGAAAUGGUUCAAGAUUCGCGAGAGGACUGUUACAAAUCCACACUUCACGUGAAUGGUGUCGAUUCAGCGGAUUCGAGACCCUAUUAUUUGGUCGUUGAAAAUGAACGAGGAGCGGACAGGCAUGCUGUCACGCUUAGAGUGGACGGUGAGUUUACAGAGCCUUUAGCCAUGAGCGUGCUGUUGGGCGUUGCAGGGGGCUGCCUGGCCGGUCUAAUACUCCUGGUCUGCCUUUGCGUGUGGGCUAUGCGCUCCGAAAAGUGCUGUUUCCGCAAAAGAAGAGAUAUGAAAGCAGGGGAACUUGAUAGUGAGAAACCGGCGAUCAGCGACAAGACUCGUCUGGACACCUCCGGUUUGCCAAUAAGCGCAGACGCUAUUUACACGACGCCCGCUGGCUAUGCGGGUGCAACCCGAGCUUCCGGGAAUCAUCAUUUGAAUCAUCACAAUACUUACCACGGCGGUUCAGGCCGCCACAACGCACCGCAUUCGCCAGAAGCAAUGAAGACACCAGUACUGCGCACCUUUGGCAAUCAUAUAGCGUGAAAAUAUUCACAACGUAUUCCUAUCCAAAAUAUCACCUAAUUAACAAAAAAGUUCUCACCAUCGCGCGCUGGUUACGGAGUGAAGACACAAUGCUAUAUAUAUUAAAAAUCACCAAUAAUAUCACACACAACCAUUGAGCAAAUCACAUAGUAGCCAAAUUAUACCAACCAACUCAAUCACCAAUGCUAAACCAUCACCAACCACAACCUAUUAACACUGGCACCAUUUCGUAUGAUGUACCUAAUAGUAGAUUAUUUGACAACUGCAAAAUGGUAAUCAUUUUAUGUAGAUUGUAUAGAUCAUGUUCAGUAGACAACAUUCAUAAAAAAAUAUCAUUCAAUUUAACAAAUUUACUAAUUUUUUUCGUUUCAAACUUGUAUUAGCAAUUUCGUGUAAUAAUAUUUUACUUAUGCUAAUGGGUCGAUUCUGGCGCACA